AUGACAAUCUAUCUCACUCGUAGUAACAUGAUGUAUUACCCUGCUUACUAUUAUAAAGUCUAUUUAAUUAUACUUCGGCUUGAUUUUCUUUCUCUUCAUUUUUUUCUCGGUCAACUUUUCCGUCUUUUCCGUACUUUUUUCCCUUUCUUCUUUCCUUACUUCUUUAAACUUCUUUUUUUUUCUUUUCUCUUUUCCUUUCUCUUUUCCUUCUUUCUUUUUUCUUUCUCUUUUCCUUACUUCUUUUCCUUUUUUCUUAUGUUAAUUCUUUUCCUUUCUUUUCCUUAUUUGUUCUCCUUUCUCCUUUUCCCUUUCUUCUUUUCCAUUCUUUCUUACAUUCUACUUUUCCUUUUCUUCAAUUUUUUCUUUUCCUUUUUUCUUUUCCUUUUUUCUUUUACUUUAUUCUUACUUUUGCUUUUCCUUACUUAUUUUCCUUACAUUUCCACUAUUCCCUCUUUUCCUUAUUUCUUUUUCUUUCUUUUCUUUUUUUCCUUACUUCUGCUAUUUGCCCGAGAGUGUCAGUAA
This is a messenger RNA of Acanthosepion pharaonis, 522 nucleotides long. The record is from the annotation of a GenBank genome assembly. Lineage: Eukaryota; Metazoa; Mollusca; Cephalopoda; Sepiida; Sepiidae.